Eriocheir sinensis (Chinese mitten crab) is the source of this 2153-nucleotide messenger RNA. Its product is annotated as dnaJ-like protein 60. Lineage: Eukaryota; Metazoa; Arthropoda; Malacostraca; Decapoda; Varunidae. The coding region runs from base 394 to 1107 and encodes 237 amino acids. The record is from RefSeq and is a predicted model, not a curated record. The transcript is spliced from 7 exons.
GCUUACUAUUGAGGGAAAGCCCAUUGAUGAAGCCUUUAAAGUUACAUAAUAGGUGAUCCCGUACGAAAUGCUGAAUUACAUAAACAAUAACAAGCCUUCCUGCGUUCGGCUGAAGAGUGUGGCUUUGGAUAGCGGGAAAACUUGAUGCCAGAGGGGCGUCGCGGGAUACGGAGGCGGCCUGGCAACAGCUGACCAAGAGCCGCUGAGCGGAGUCUCAGGACGAGGAGAGUACAAAAGUGAGAGGAAGAGGCGGCCAGCCCAGCCCUGCUCCUCUGUCACUCGCGUGUCCCCGUCUAGACACAGUAAGAACCCCAAGGACACGCGGGUGGGUGAAGGACAUGCUGAUGACGGUCCAAACCAAAGAAUAUCCAGUCCCGGUGAUCAGCACUCAGAAUGCAGAGUGACACUCUAAGGUGUGCCAGGAUAAGUAGGAGGCUGCUGAUGAGCAGCUGUGCCUGGCUGCGCUACCAGCACCCUCAGGCUGCCUUCUGCACUGCCAGUGCACUGAACCAGAGUCAUUAUGACGUGCUGGGCAUCAAGAAUGACUGUACACUGGCAGAGGUGAAGGACCAGUAUAUUCGUCUCUCCAAAGAGUUUCAUCCAGACACAAACCCAGAGUCAAAGGACAACAAACGCAUCCUUGCAAUAAAUGAAGCUUACUCCGUCCUGAGCAAGCCAGGGCUGCGGAAAGCCUAUGACACCGAGCUGCUGCAGAAGAGUAAGGUGACCAUGCACACCUACGGGGACAUCAGGACCAAUGCCCCCAUGGAACAAGUAAUAUUUAAAGACGACUCUUUGUGGGAACACCGAGACAAGACCGAGUUUUACAAGAACAGGGACAGACCAUACUAUGGGGUGAAGGGUGUCAAGAAGUUGCCCAACUCCUACAUUGCGGCGGGGGCGGUGGUGUUCAUGAUAGUAGGGGCCGUGUUCCACUUCUUCCUGGCCAAGACCUCUUCUGACUUCACCAUCAAGCAGCUGAACCUUCGGGACCAGAUCGCCAGCACCCACCACACAGAGGUUAGGAAUCUUGCCAAGGCCAACGGCAACGCGGUGCAAAUGGAGCUGCUGAGGCGAAGGAACGAGGAAGAAAUCCGCAACAGAUAAGGAAUCGUCAGUUAGUCACUCAUACUGAGAAGUGUUUGUUUGUCUAUUUGGCGGUGGUGUGUGGUGGUGCCAGAACCAAUGUCAAAACUACCAGUCUUGUCGUGGGUUCAGGAGUGUGUGGAGGGGCAGUGUGUUUGUCUACUUAUUGACUGUUUAGUAGCUGGAAAACUUUCAUUGCUACUACUACUACUACUACUAGGCUCACUUACACACUAAAUAUAUACAAACUGAACACACGACUCACACAAUAAUAUACAUUCAUACACAUUUAUUACUACAACUACUACUAGUCUCACUAAUACAUCAAAUACUCAUAUAAUUCUUUACUCACAAUACCCUUGCACAAUAACAAACCACACACACACAUAAUUAAAUACACACACACAUUCAUUCAGACACAUAUGCUCACAUAAACCUCACCAACAUGCAUCAGAGUAACAUGUAGGUGCUGGUGGUGAGGUUAUGCUUUCUGGUGACUCAGCCAACAACUAAAAUGGCUCACUGACCUCCACUUGACUCCUGUGGCUCACUCAUCAUUACUUUGUGGAUGGUUCAGUUUUUAUCUGAGGCCAUAGUGUGGAUGUGUUGUGUUGGUAUCCAAUGCUGUUCAUCCCGGGAGCUGAUCACCACAAACUUGACCUUAUUUGUGAUGGUACUAUGUUUGUCUUGCAUCCUUAGUGGGGUUGCUGAGUGCUGGAAAUAUUACCAGAAGAGAUAAUAGCACAGUACUUACUAAUGGAAGCUGGAAGUACUGCCGCAAAAAAUUAUAACCCAUUAGUAUGAAACCUGUAAUAAUGUGUGUUGAAAAUAUUACUGGAAGAGAUACAAGUACAAUACCUACUAUUGGAAGCUAGAAAUACUGCCACAAGCUAUUAUAACUCAUUAGUAUGAAACUUGUAAUAAUGUGUGUUGAAAAUAUUACUGGAAGAGAUAAAAACACAGUACCUUCACAAUCAGAAGCUGGAAGUACUGCUGCAAAAUAUCAGCCCAAUAGUCCAACUCUUUUAGUGAUAGGUGUCAAAAAUAUUACUGCAAGAGAUAAUAAC